AUGGGUACAGAUGCUCUAGCUACCGUGACUUCUAACCCUGUGGAUGACGGUCUUGUCUACGGAGGCUCAUCAACGAUUGCUUUCGUACGCAGCUUCACUCAUGGAGCGAGCGAAUUAAUUCAGCAGCCAGACUCUCGCACCUCCAAGGGCAAUGCCGGUCAUUUAAAAACCGAUCGACCAGUAUCCGCACAGCCUUUGCCAAUUAUGGAAAGAGACCCAGCUUCCUAUCUCCUUCCGCCUCGCCGGUCUGCAAAUGACUAUGUGCAGUGCUUUUGGGAGUAUAUCCAUCCCCUCUUCCCGGUUCUCCACAAAACAUCAUUUAUGGAAAAAUACUCACACCUGUGGUCCGCUGAGGAAGGCAGAGACCGUGAUGGUGAUGUUUCCGAUGUCAACGAAAACAUCUUCGCAUCAACCUUGAAUCUGGUGUUCGCGAUUGGAUGUCAAUUUAGUGCAUCUGUCCCUGCACAGAACAAAGUGGCACUUGCUGAAGAUUUCUACCAAAGAUCACGCAAAAUCUUUGUCUAUGAUAUCUUUGAUUCCACUUCUGUUUCACUUGUGCAGAUGCUUCUAGUCAGUGGAGUCUAUCUCCAAUCCACUCGUUAUGCUAGCCGCUGCUGGAACGUGAUAGGUCUUGCAAUAAGGACGGCCCAAAGCCUGGGCCUACACCUCGAUGUGGCGAAGUAUCGACCAGAAAAUCAACUCAACAAGGAGAUGGCCCGGAGGAUAUGGCACACCUGUCUUGUUUUGGAUAAGUCAGUGGCAUUAAGUCCUAUGUGA
Molecule: messenger RNA, 777 nt
Organism: Exophiala aquamarina CBS 119918
Lineage: Eukaryota; Fungi; Ascomycota; Eurotiomycetes; Chaetothyriales; Herpotrichiellaceae
Exons: 1
Coding region: 1-777 (258 amino acids)
Biological process (GO): positive regulation of transcription from RNA polymerase II promoter by galactose; DNA-templated transcription
Cellular component (GO): nucleus
Molecular function (GO): zinc ion binding; DNA-binding transcription factor activity, RNA polymerase II-specific; RNA polymerase II cis-regulatory region sequence-specific DNA binding
Source: RefSeq, a predicted model, not a curated record